AUGAACUUUCUUCCGCUCUUCGCAACCACGAUUCUGGCCUCAUGCGUUAUUCUGGUUGUAUCUGCAAUUCCUCAGCAUGCAUUCUUCCCUCGAAGCUUUUCUCAUGAGUUUUGCCCCACCAAUCCAGAUGAUGCUUCAAAGUGCAACUUGCGCCUCACCGUAACGGUCUACGAUACUAAUAAAGGUAUGGUGGAUCUCAAAAUCACGGGUCCUAAAGGUUGUCCUGAUUGCGGCGUCUACACCAGUAGCAACGGUAUUCCAUGGGCAGCUAUGGGUAACAAGCCUCGAUGCUUUUACGACAAGGGAACUUGGGACCUUACCGUAGGUAGAGACAGUCAAGUCCCAGAUGUUGUCACUUGGGGUGGUGUGAAAUAUCCUGUCAACAAGGUUGAUAGAGGAAAUAUGAAUAGCGGGGCAACUCGAAUUACAACUUACAAUAUGCCGUUCAAGUGCACAUUGUGA
Molecule: messenger RNA, 462 nt
Organism: Botrytis deweyae
Lineage: Eukaryota; Fungi; Ascomycota; Leotiomycetes; Helotiales; Sclerotiniaceae
Exons: 1
Coding region: 1-462 (153 amino acids)
Source: RefSeq, a predicted model, not a curated record